This is a messenger RNA of Histoplasma mississippiense, 726 nucleotides long. RefSeq lists its product with no specific name. The record is from RefSeq and is a predicted model, not a curated record. The coding region runs from base 1 to 726 and encodes 241 amino acids. The transcript is spliced from 6 exons. NCBI's taxonomy places the organism in Eukaryota, Fungi, Ascomycota, Eurotiomycetes, Onygenales, Ajellomycetaceae.
AUGGAUGACAUCAAGUAUAGCUCCAGGGCCCUUUGGAAAUGCGGGAGUGAGGGAGGGGGUAGAAAUUGCACUUCUUCUUUCAUUAUCUUGAGUCUCGCGAUUAAGCGGGGUGGGUGGUCGGCGACAAUACUAGAAGGAAACGAAAUCCGGCCUUCAGGAGGUGUUGGUGUCGCUGGUGGUGGUGCUGCUGAUGAGAUUGCCGUGGAACAGCGGGCUGCAUAUGUUCAGAACUUCCACCACCCUGGCCAUUUUGCUGGGGAUUGGGUCCAAGUUCAUGUCCGGCUGAAACAUGAUGCUGGCGUUGCUUUGGCUGACUUAAGGGGCUUUGAGAAAAGGGUGGGUGUUGCUGGUUUUGGGUUAGGGUUGGAGCUGAAAUUUGGAGUGGGGAGGGCGGUUGCAUUGGCAGACUUAAAAGGUCAGGAUAAGGAGGGUGUUGCUGGGUCUGGGGUAGGAUUGGCGCUGAAAUUUGGAGUGGGGAAGGCGGAUGCUGCUGCUGGGAUGUUUGACGAGAGUUUUUAUGAGACUGAUGCUGAGGUUGGCCUUGGAGCCCCGUGGGUUGGGAUUGUUGUACCUGUUGUGAUACCUGUGGGUUAUAUGAGGUACGGUGGUGCUGGUGUGCUUGCUGAUGAACAUUUGACCCUGCGUUUGUGGUCUGUUGGGCAGCGCUCAUAUAUCCUAGGUUUGAUGUUUGCUGAGCUGGCAAACGGGAAAUGCCACGGUCGGUAG